GACAGAAACAUCUUCAUGUCCUUGGCAUCCGUCCUGAACCCGUGCUGUGCUGUCUGUGUUCCCAGAAGAGCCCUCUGAAGUCCAUACGUUAUCUAGGUUCUAUUAGUUUUACCGUCGCAUUACUCAAACCGGCGCCUACCUGUCAGUGGUAGAUAGAAGCUGUCCGAAUAAGGUACAAGUCGUGGAGUGACUAUUGAUUUUAUAAAGAAAUACUUCAAAUUGUCUAAAAGCCUGAAGAAGAAGAGGAGAUGCUUCUGACAUCAUGUUGCCUGCUUCUGCUGAUGCACUGUCUUGCCAAUACAGACGCGUUGCCGUGCAGCUCCAACCAGUUCCAGUGUGAGAACGGGAAGUGCAUCACCAGCAGGUGGGUCUGCGAUGGGGGCAACGACUGUGGAGACGAGUCUGACGAGCAGCCUACUGCCUGUGAGGCAAAGAUCUGCCGGCCCACAGAGUUCAACUGCGGCGCUCCUCUGAACCAGUGUAUACCCGGGCGAUGGCACUGCGACGGCGGUGCCGACUGUGGCAACGGAGCAGAUGAGCUGGGCUGCUGUAAGUCUACACACACACAGAUUCACAACAUGGAACAGUGAGGGGAACAACGACUA
Messenger RNA from Osmerus eperlanus (European smelt), 605 nucleotides. RefSeq names its product low-density lipoprotein receptor-like. The record is from RefSeq and is a predicted model, not a curated record. NCBI's taxonomy places the organism in Eukaryota, Metazoa, Chordata, Actinopteri, Osmeriformes, Osmeridae. The transcript is spliced from 3 exons. Gene Ontology annotation, cellular component: plasma membrane. Gene Ontology annotation, molecular function: protein binding. The coding region runs from base 249 to 590 and encodes 113 amino acids.